UUGAUUUUUGAGCAUCAUCAUCGAUUUUUUUUUCUCGUUGUUGCGAAUAUUUGUUUUGUUUGAAUUUUUUUUUUUUUUUUUUGAAUGGCUGCUGGUGCUACUGCUGGUGCUACUGGUUCAAAUUCACGUUCAAGUUCCGAAUCCAGUAUGAGUGAUUAUGAUUUAACAAAGAUGCAAAAAAUGCAUCGUCAAUUUAAACAAUAUCUAUGGAUUAUACCAUUAUUGGCCGUAUUAUUCAUUCUAUUGAAUUUAAUUAUCGGUUAUGCUUACCUGACAACCAACGAAAUGAUUGAACCAAUAUGGCCAUAUCCAAGUGAUUUAGGUUCAACAAAACCAUAUGCAAGCUAUUUUACUGAAUUUAUUACAAUCAUUUCAUUUCUUUUUAUAAUAACAACAUAUUGUCGUUAUAAACAAAUAUCAUUAUAUUUAAUCAGUGGAUUUGAAAAAGAAACAAAUAAUAAUAAACAUGCAAAAAAAAUUCUUGUAAAAUUACAGAAAAGAAAUUUCUGUUCAUUUUUAUUGAAUUUUAUACUGAUUUUUGCUGCAAUUACAAUGGGAUCGUUUCGUAUGUCUGAACAUUUUAUUAUUCAUUGGAUUGCUUUAUCAAUAUUCAUUAUAUUCACUAUUGUCUAUAUGUUUAUAAUGUGUCAUUUGAGUCGAAAAUUAUAUGAUUAUGGUGAAAUUGAAUCGAAACCAAUAACAAUGUAUAUUUCGGCAAUUAUUCAUACUAUUGCAGCAAUUGUUUCAAUCAUUGCCGGUAUUGUAUCGAUUACACAAUUAAAAUCAUCGGAUGAUAUUAUGAAUAAUCGUUUACGUUUAUUUUGGUUAUCAAAUAUGGAUGGUUAUGAUUGGCAUCUAGUAUCAACAAUUUCACAAUGGAUCGGUAUUAUAAUGUAUAUUCCAUUUUUAUGUUCAAUUAGUCGUCGUAUGCGUUUAUUUCAUGGCUGGAAUCAGAUAAUGUUCUAAUAUAAUAAUCAACUAAUCGAACCACUACAUUCACAUUUUGUUACAUUCGAAUCUUUUUGAAAAAAUCACCUUGUUCCUUUUUUUGUCAUUUU
Messenger RNA from Dermatophagoides pteronyssinus (European house dust mite), 1058 nucleotides. RefSeq lists its product as uncharacterized. The record is from RefSeq and is a predicted model, not a curated record. Lineage: Eukaryota; Metazoa; Arthropoda; Arachnida; Sarcoptiformes; Pyroglyphidae.